Molecule: messenger RNA, 1026 nt
Organism: Daldinia childiae
Lineage: Eukaryota; Fungi; Ascomycota; Sordariomycetes; Xylariales; Hypoxylaceae
Product: Adenosine deaminase-like protein A
Exons: 4
Coding region: 1-1026 (341 amino acids)
Biological process (GO): inosine biosynthetic process; adenosine catabolic process
Molecular function (GO): adenosine deaminase activity
Source: RefSeq, a predicted model, not a curated record
AUGGAACGAGAACUGAACUUGGACUUUAAGUCCAUGCCCAAGAUUGAGCUCCAUGCCCACUUAACAGGCAGUAUAAGCCGGCAAUGUCUGCACGAGAUCUGGGAAGUAAAAAAAGCAAUUGGGGGAACCGACCUAGAAGACCCUCUAGUCGUGAUGCCGCUAGGUAGACACGACUACGAUCUCACAACCUUCUUCCCCCUCUUCUCCUCUUACAUCUACAACCUAAUUGAUGACGCCCCAUCCCUCGUGCACUCUACCAAAUCCGUUGUGCGCGACUUCGCCGCUGACGGAGUGGCGUACCUUGAGCUAAGGACGACACCGCGCGCGAUGACGGCCGCGGGCCUGGAUAAGGCGGGCUAUGUAGCGGCAGUGCUGCAGGCGAUCACGCAGGAAGAAGCGCAGACGCAGACGCUCCACGCGCGUCUUAUCCUGUCCAUCGACCGGCGCAACACCCUCGCUGAAGCGUACGAAGUCAUCUCUCUCGCGAAGCAAUUCCGGGGCCAAGGCGUCGUAGGAAUUGACCUCUGCGGCGACCCUACGAAGGGGAAUGUAGCGCUAUUCACGCCCGCGAUAAAAGAGGCACAGGCCGCGGGACUAAAAGUAACGAUCCAUUUCGCGGAGGCGGAAGCUAGUGCCAGUUUAAACGAGCUGAGAACGAUAAUGAGCUGGAUGCCGGACCGGCUAGGCCACGUAAUCCACGUGCCGGAGGAGGUCAAGAGGCAGAUAGCGGCGCUGCCGGGGAUUGGGCUGGAGCUGUGUCUUAGCUGUAAUGUUCACGCUAAGAUGAUUGUUGGAAGUUUCGAGGCGCAUCAUUUCGGGGAGUGGUGGCGGGUUGAUGGACCGGUUGUUGUGCCUUGUACUGAUGAUGUGGGAGUUUUUGGAAGUCCGCUGUCGAAUGAAUGGAGGCUUAUACAGGAGCACUUUAGACUACAGCGAGAGGAAAUAUUGGGUUUGGCAAGGAAGGGCAUUGAUGUCAUCUUUGGGGACGAUGAUGAGAAGGCGAGGUUAAGGGAGAUCAUGUGGUGA